Messenger RNA from Echinops telfairi (small Madagascar hedgehog), 1837 nucleotides. It is a transcript of the gene KLHDC8B, whose product is annotated as kelch domain containing 8B. The transcript is spliced from 6 exons. Gene Ontology annotation, molecular function: protein binding. The record is from RefSeq and is a predicted model, not a curated record. Bases 200 to 1264 code for a protein of 354 amino acids. Lineage: Eukaryota; Metazoa; Chordata; Mammalia; Afrosoricida; Tenrecidae.
GGCGCCAGCGGAGCGGGCACGAAGGACCCCACGCCGCGGGUGCGCCCGAGCCAUUGGGAGCGGUGAAGGCAGGUCUCGGCAUCGACCAGAUGGCCCCUUGGCAGACAUCCUAGCAGGGGCAAGAUGACGCUCCGGCGUGUGCCCCUGUGAGGCCUGCAGCCUGACCAGAGAGCAUGGCCUGCCAGGGGUGGUGAACACCAUGGCUGCAGGUGGUGGCCGGGCCUUCGCUUGGCAGGUGUUCCCCCCCAUGCCCACUUGCCGGGUUUAUGGCACUGUGGUGCACCAGGAUGGGCACCUGCUGGUUUUGGGGGGCUGUGGCCGGGCUGGACUGCCCCUGGACACCACUGAGGCACUGGACAUGGCUUCACACACCUGGCUGGCCCUGGCACCUUUGCCCACUGCCCGGGCUGGUGCUGCCGCCGUGGUGCUUGGCAAGCAGGUGCUAGUGGUGGGUGGCGUGGAUGAGGGCCAGAGCCCGGUGGCUGCUGUGGAAGCCUUUGUGGCUGACGAGGGCCGCUGGGAGCACCGGGCCACCCUCCCUCAGGCAGCUAUGGGGGUUUCGAUUGUGGAGAGAGAUGGUUUGGUAUAUGCUCUGGGGGGAAUGGGUCCUGACACGGCCCCCCAGGCCCAGGUCCGAGUGUAUGAGCCCCGCCGGGACUGCUGGCUUUCUCUGCCUUCCAUGCCCACACCCUGCUACGGGGCCUCCACCUUCCUGCACGGAAGCAAGAUCUAUGUCCUGGGGGGUCGGCAAGGCAAGCUCCCAGUGACUGCUUUGGAGGCCUUUGAUGUAGAGGCCCGCACUUGGACCCGGCACCCAAGCCUGCCCAGCCGCCGGGCUUUUGCUGGCUGUGCCAUGGCUGAAGGCAGUGUCUUUAGUUUGGGGGGCCUCCAGCAACCAGGCCCCCACAAUUUCUACUCACGGCCACAUUUUGUCAACACCGUGGAAGUGUUCGAUCUGGAGCAUGGGUCCUGGACCAAGCUGCCCCGCAGCCUGCGCAUGAGAGAGAAGAGGGCCGACUUUGUGGUUGGCUCCCUCGGGGGCCACAUCGUGGCUAUUGGGGGCCUUGGAAACCAGCCGUGCCCUCUGGGCUCUGUAGAGGGCUUCAGCCUUGCGCGGCGUCGCUGGGAGGCACUGCCCGCCAUGCCCACUGCCCGCUGCUCCUGCUCCAGCCUGCAGACAGGGCCUCGACUGUUUGCAAUCGGGGGUGUGGCCCAGGGUCCUAGCCAAGCCGUGGAGGCACUGUGUCUUCGUGAGGGUGUCUGAAGGCCUUAUGGGGACCUUUCUGCUGGGGCAGCUGAGUGCCAGAGGCAGAUCGGUGUCUGCGGCCCCAUUUUGCUGCUGAGGAUCUUCCCCAUGGCUCUGUGGGAUGAGGGAGGUAUGCCUCAGGGACUGAGAGCACCUGUCUCUUUGGUUCACAACACAUAUGCUCACCCCCACAUCUGCCACCAUUCAUUCACACAAUGCCUAGUUCCACCCUUGCCCUAGAGCCUACCCUACCCUCUGUCCAGCUGGCCUCACGCCCUGAAGGGUGAAGGCCUACCUGGAGUUGACCAGGCAUACCUCGAGGGCUGUGACUGAAAACUUCCAGCUGUCAGCCUGGCCUGAGGGCCCCUGUAGACCUAGAAGCAUUCAGAGAGUGUGGGGGACACAGAGGGAAGGGAAAGGAGGAUGGAGGAACCACCAGAGGACCCCUGCUGGCUUUGUGACUUUAGGCAAGUCAUUUCACCUCUUUGUGCCUGGAAACGGGGAUGCUGAACCUCUCCUGUCCUACCUACCUCACAGGGCUGUUGUGAGGACCCAAGGAGCCCGGAUAUAGAAGUAAAAGUGCUGCUAAGA